Candida dubliniensis CD36 is the source of this 3051-nucleotide messenger RNA. It is a transcript of the gene NMD5, whose product is annotated as Nmd5p. Gene Ontology annotation, cellular component: nuclear envelope; cytosol. Gene Ontology annotation, molecular function: small GTPase binding. The coding region runs from base 1 to 3051 and encodes 1016 amino acids. NCBI's taxonomy places the organism in Eukaryota, Fungi, Ascomycota, Pichiomycetes, Serinales, Debaryomycetaceae. Gene Ontology annotation, biological process: protein import into nucleus. The record is from RefSeq and is a predicted model, not a curated record. The transcript has a single exon.
AUGGAUUGCACCUUGAUCUUGGAAUGUUUUGCUGGAACUUUACAAGUUGAUCUUAACUUAAGAAACCAGGCGGAAUCAAAAUUAAAAGAAUUAUCCGUUUCUCCUGGAUUUUUAGGUGCUUGUUUAGAUGUUAUUGAUUUAUCAUCAUCGCCAGUGCAAGCUAAAAAGGCGGCAGCAGUAUAUUUUAAGAAUAGAGUAAUUAGAUAUUGGAAUAUUAAAGAUAGUCAAUUUAAAAUUGAUCAAGAUGAAAAACCAAUUGUCAAAGAUAGAAUUUUACCUGUUAUUAUCAACGCUGAUUAUAACAUUAAGCAACAAUUAAUUCCUGCCUUAAGGUCGUUAAUUUUCUGGGAAUUUGAUAAUUGGAAUGGAUUGUUGGACCAAACAGGUCAAUUAUUGCAACAGGACAACCUGGAAGAUUAUCUUUAUACUGGUAUGCUCUGUUUUGCUGAGAUUACCAGAAAGUAUAAAUGGGUUAGCAAUGAAGAUAGAAAGAACAAAUUGUACCCAAUAAUUGAUCAAGCAUUUCCACAUUUAUUAUCUAUUGGUGGAGCUAUAAUCAACAAUGAAAUGACUGAAUUGAGAGCAGAGAUUUUAAAAUUGAUUUUAAAGCUGUACAAGUUUGUCACCUAUUUCGACUUACCUGAACCUUUACGCAAUAAGGAUGCUGUCAUCAGUUGGGGGCAAUUUCAUGGUUCAGUAAUAAAUAUGGCCCCACCAUCGUAUGUUUUAGGUACAAAUAUGCUGGAACAAGAAAAACUGUUUUUGCAGAUUUCCAAAUGUUAUAAAUGGGCUAUUGCCAAUAUUUAUCGAUUAUUUAUUCGUUAUGCAAGCUCAAAGAAUUUAACUAGAAAAUACGAUUACAAAUCGUUCCAUCAAUUAUUUUUGAAUGAUUUCAUUCCUCAUUUUAUAACUCAAUUUUUGACGAUUAUUGAAGAGUAUUGUCAAGGUAAAAAAUGGUUGAGUACUACUGCAUUAUAUCAAUUGUUGGAAUUUUUGAGUCACUGUAUUGUUGAGAAAUCCACUUGGUCAUAUAUUAAGCCUUAUUUUGAAACAUUAAUCACCCAUUUAGUAUACCCAAUAAUUUGUCCCGACGAUCAAACGUUGGAGAUUUAUGAAGAAGAUCCACAAGAAUACAUUAAUUUGAGUUUUGAUCAAACAAAUGAUUAUGAUAGUCCUGAAAAUGCCGCAUUGGGAUUUAUAGCAACUGCAUUAUACAAAAAACCAAAAACAACAUUGCCAUGUAUUUCCACUUUUAUUUAUCAACAAUUGACCGAAUUACAACAACAACCUGAAGAAACAUUAGAAGUUGCCAAGAAAAAGGAAGGGGCGUUGAGAAUUUUGGGAACUAUUUCUGGUAAUUUACCUAAAGAUGCGACUAUUGAACCAAUGUUGGCAUCAUUGGUGGUACCAUGUUUUGGUUCAAAAUUCGAAUUUUUACAAGCUAGAACUAUUGAAGUUGUAAGUCAAUUUAGUGAUGUUCCCUUUGAUAAUCAAGAAACUUUAAGCGCAAUUAUUCAUGGAAUUUUAAGAAACUUUGAUAAUUCAGAGGCAAGUUUGCCAGUACUUUUUGAAAGCGCUUUAUCGAUCCAAGCAUUUAUGGUGAACGAUGAAUUUAAACAAGUUUUAUCAAACAUUGUGUUGCCAACAAUGUCUAAAUUAUUAGAUUUAUCUAAUGAAAUUGAUAAUGAUGCCAUUUCAGUUGUUAUGCAAGAUUGUGUGGAGAAUUUUUCUGAACAAUUGCAACCAUUUGGAGUUGAUUUAAUGGGCAAAUUAGUACAACAAUUUUUGAAAUUAGCUCAUGAAAUUAAUGAGGCAUCACAAGUUGAUGUUGAUGAUUUCGAUGGAAAUUAUGAUGAUCAAGGAGACAAGACAAUGGCGGCAUUGGGAUUUAUAAAUACCAUGAUUACGGUGUUGUUGUCAUUUGAAAAUUCUCGUGAAAUUUGUAUCAAGUUGGAAGAACUCUUUUCUCAAGUGAUUAAUUAUGUGUUGGUUAAUAAUUUAGAUGAAUUUUUUGCGGAAGUUGGGGAAUUGAUGGAAAAUUCUACUUUCUUAUUAAGAACAGUGACACCAGUUAUGUGGGAAAAUUUCAAAUUAUUAUACAAGACGUUUGAAGACGGAACUGCAUUGAUGUAUUUUGAGGAAUUACUGGCUUGUUUGAAAAACUUUUUAAUUUAUGGUAAAGAAGAUUUGAAAAACAAUUCAGAAUUGAGUUCAUUAUUUUUCAAAAUAUUCCAAAUUGUUACUAAAGGCGCAAGUGAAGAUUUGGGUUAUGCUGAUUUGGUUGAAUCAUUUGAAUAUGCUCAAACAUUUAUUUUGAGUUUAGAAGAAGCUUCCAAUGGAUACAUUCCAUCAUUCCUCGAAUGUGUUUUAUCGAAUUAUCAAUCGGGUGAUAAAAAAUUGGUCAAGAGUACAUUUGUUGUCAAUAGCAACAACGUUAUAAUUGCAUCUGUGAUUUAUGACACAAAUAAUACUAUGGCAUUGUUGCAACAAUCACAAAUGUUGAUGCCAUUUUUGCAAAAAUGGUUUGAAAUUAUACCUCAUUUGGAAAGAGUUUAUGAUUUGAAAUUAUCAGUAUUGGCCUGUAUGAAUUUGAUAAGAUUAGAUUUGGAUCAACAAACUUUGGCCACUAUUUCCAAUAAUUUGGUUUCCAUGUUGAAGAAAUUACCUAAUGCUAUACAAACAUUGGAAAAAAAGAGAAAGAAUUUUGGGGAUUUAUCAGGAUCUAAUUAUCAAUUAGAAGGUGAGUGGCCUGAAGGUGGUGAAUUUGAAGAUGAAGAGUAUGAUGAGCAGGAUGAAGGAGAAGAAUAUUCUAACAUUGUUAAUUCUGUAGAUUUGAAUUUACACAAGACUGGUGGGUUUUUUGAUAUAAAAGAAGAUGAAGUUUAUGAAGAUCCAUUAAGUACCACUCCAUUGGAUGCAGUUAAUAUCUUUGCGGUUGUUAAACAGUUUAUUCAAGAAUUGCAAGUGAAUAAUAAUGAAAAGUUUAACUCUACUUUUGGACGGAUGAAUGAAGAUGAUCAAAAAAUCAUUCUUGAUAUUAUGAAUGUUUAA